AUCGAUCCUUUCGAUACAACAUCGGUAUCGAUACUUGAGGAUCGAUCCGCCCACCCCUACCCACAAUGCACUGCUGCACGCAUAGGGGGAAGAGCUUUCGCGGGAGAGCCAGCGAGGCCAUCAGCUAGUUUGUUUCAGCAACUUUUGCAGUAUUUUGGUGUUUUAAUCCAGAAGUGAUCAACCGCGCAUCUUGCAGGGGUUGUUGAUCGACUGUCUUUUGAGAGGGAUUGUUGAAAGAAUACGCCAGGCGUUCAAAGGAGUGAAGUCUGGCCCCUCACAGUCUACAGAGGCAGUUUCACCACUGGACUCAGCGUCUGCCGCAGGUGUCCCAAUGGCCAGUGAAGAUUCCUCAGAACAACUUCCAGGAGAUGCAGCUGGUUCAGAAGCGAAGCCAGAUACAGUGGAGUCAUGCCUGCUGGACGCCACUGAUGCUGGUGUAAAUGAACCAAACCUUCAAAACAGCCUGAUGGAAAGCCAUCAGAUGGAGCAGGAGGAAGUAGAGAAGCUUCAAGGGGAGAUGGAGGAAGAUCUGGAUUUCAGACAACAACCGGGUAUGGACCAUGAAAGUGGACCAGAAAAGGACGAUAUAACUGACCAGUACAAAGAAGAAGAAAAUUGUGCACAGGGACAAUCUAAGCAGAAUGCUGAAGAAGUAGAGAAGAAUGAAGAGAGCAAGAUCGCAGAGGAUGCAGCACAGUGUUCAGAAGAGCUUGUGAUUGCUAAAGUCGAGGACUUUACCAAUGAAAUGGCAAUAGAUGUGGACCAGACUGAGGAUCGCGAUGGGAGGAUGGAGGUAGAUGGAUCAGAUGAUGCAGGAAAAUCUUUUCCUAAAUGCAUAAAAAGGGAGAAAACGGAAUCAUCUGUCGUGCAAACACAAUCAAUGUUAAAAACUGAGCUGAAACCUCAAGAGGCCCAGCUCUCUGAUGCCCUACCAGUGAAGGUGAAGGAUGAGCCAAUGGAUGAGGAGUAUGAGAAAGUGUCGGAGCAACGUGGCCCAGUGGGCAACAUUAAAGAUGAGCCCAACACAGCAGCUGAGUUUAGCCAGACACCUGAAGCGAUCAAGAUCAGUGCAGUUUUCUCUGUAGGAGGAAAUGCCACAUCCAUCGCUCCAGCAGCCGUUCCAGCAAAGGCGACGGCACUCCCUACACUAUCCCUUCAUUCUCUGGCCCCUGCCAAUCCAAUUGGUGUGGUCUGCACAGGAUGUAACAAAGUCCUUUUAAAGGGACAGACGGCUUUCCAGCGCAAAGGCUGUCCUAAACUCUACUGUUCACCUCAGUGUCUCUGUAGCACCUCUAAUGUGGUGGUCAAAAUACCUCAGAAGAAACAAUGUCACCACUGCCACAAAGACAUUCUUGAGCCAAAGGAUGUGAUCAUUUCCCAGGUGGACAUGUCAGGGACUGUGAAGGAGUUCUGCAGUCAGAAAUGCCUCCGCGCUUUAAGCCUCAAGUGCAGUGUGUGUCAGAAGACAGGAGUGACUUUCACUCACGAAGUGAACUUAAAGGGCUCCAUCCAUAAGCUGUGCAGCAACAGCUGUUUCAAGCAGUUCCGCUCCUCCAAUAAACUGACUAUGAACAGCUGUGUCAAGUGUGGAGGAUAUUGCAAUGGCACAGACAGUCAGUGUCCGUCUCUGCAGAUAGAGGGCAGUCUUAUGAAGUUCUGCAAACGAAACUGCCUCAUAGGCUUCAAAAAGAAAAGUUUUAAACCAGUCACCUGCAAAAUUUGCCGUACCAUGCGCCCGGUUGCAGAAAUGGUGGACAGUCCGAAUACAGAGGGAAUCAGGGAGCUUUUCUGUUCAACUACCUGUGUCACAGCGAAUAAGGUUCAGACGGUCAGUUCUUCAGGUGCUCCGGUGGAAUGCAACAGCUGCAAGCUUAAACUAGUGCCUCAGUACCAUCUAGCCAUGUCUGACGGAACCAUCCAAAACUUCUGCUCCUUUUCAUGUGUAGUAUCAUAUCAGGAGUCCUUCAGUAAGAUGAAACCUAUCAUGCCGGUAAAUACUGUAACCUCUACAAGCAACAGCACAUCUACCCCAAAACCUGCUGCCCCCAAACCUGCUUCCUCAGACUCCAGCUCAUCAGUGAAGACUAGCUCUUCCAGUGGUCCGGCGCAGACAGUCACCAAGAUCCCCUGCUUUCAGUGUCUGAACUCGUUCUUUCACAGACCAGAGCUGCUGGAGUUUAGGAGGAAAAUGUACACCUUCUGUGGUAACACUUGUAUUGAUGAGUUCAGAAGGAUCUACCGCAUGGAGGCUCGCUGUGAAUACUGCAAGCUUGAUAAAAUUGUAAAAAUAGUGAGAAGGAUAAACAAGGUUGACCGUUCUUUCUGCAGUGAGAGAUGCAAGACACUCUUUGAGAAUAGCCUCUUCAAACGCCGGGGAAAGAAACACUGUUGCAACUGCUUCUACUGUAACAGCACUUCUAAGACUGUAGUGACUGAUGUCUUUGAUGGCAAACAAGAGGAGUUCUGUGGGAAUGAUUGCUUGUUAAAACAUAAUUUAUUGAUCCGUCAGGAAAUAAAGUGCUCAAUGUGCAGGCAGAUGAAGAAGAUGACUGAGACUGUGAAAUGGCUGGGUGAGAUGAAGCAUUUCUGCAGCCUGCGAUGCCUGAUGUUCUUCUGCAGUCUGCAGGGCAUCACUGGAGCCGUUAUCAAAGCUACAAGUAAAUCUCCAGCCACAAAAGGUGUGACCCCAGUAUCCUCUGCAGUUCCUCAAAGUACUAAAGAGGGCACACCAGUCAUUGCAAAUGUCGUCUCGCUUUCAAGUGCAUCCAACGAUCAGCCAGGUGUUUUGGGAAGCACAAAUCCAAAAGGCUCUGUUCCUGUAAAAGUCACAGGAAAUAAACGUGCUGUGAAAGCUCCUGUCUCGUCAUCCAAAACACGGAAUGACAAGGACUUGCCUCAUAAAUCCAUAAGCAAAAACAAAGCCACGUCCUGUAAACCCCACACCUGUGAUGCUGAGACACAAAUAGAUGGAACUCCUAAAGUGAUAGUACUACCUGUGCCAGUGCCAGUGUAUGUGCCAGUUCCCAUGCAUCUCUACACUCAAUACAUUCCACAGUCUGUGGGGCUUCCACUUCCGGUUCCGGUGCCCAUGUUCUUCCCUACAACUCUGGACAGUGCCGAGCACAUUGUGAAGACCAUUCAGGAAAUCAAAGAGAAGAUCCCUAAUAACCCUCUGGAGGCCGACCUCAUCAUGAUGGCAGAGAUGGUGGCUGAGGAUGCAGAGGAGGAGAAACAAAUCAUCUCUAGUGAUCAGACUGGUAGCAUAAUGGAGGGCCUUGAUUUGGAAGAUCUAUCCAGCAAUCUGAGUUGGGAGGAGGACUCUGUGUCUUCUGCCCAGACAUGGGACCAAACCCCAGAGCCUGAGAGGCCUCCUCCGUCCAGAUCUGCCACAGUGACUCCAGUCUCCACUGCAGCAGAAGAGCCACAGAUGGACUUGGAGGCUGAUUUCCCAAUCGAAAGCAUUGAACUUUUCAGAAAGCAAAUGCAAAAGGAGAUAAAUUCUGGCAAACAGAGAUCACGCAAGAGAGGACAUGAUGGCUUCCCUGAGAAGAAACAAGGCAGUAAGUGUGCAUCAGCACCUCCAAACAACCUCUCCAAACUGCAACAUGAAUACGGAGUCAAAGCCUGGAAGAAGUGGGUACGCUGGAGGAACGCCCAACCCAACAUAGAGACUCUCAAAUUUGUCUCACGCAGUAUGACACUAAAGGAGGACUUGUUGAAGUGUUGCACGGCUGAACUAAGCUAUGGCCUCUGCAAGUUCAUUUCUGAGGUUCGUCGACCCAACGGAGAGAAAUACAGCCCUGACAGCAUUUUUUAUCUCUGCUUGGGAAUCCAGCAGUACCUGUUUGAGAACAAUCGGAUGGAGAGCAUCUUCGCAGACGUCUUCUACACCAAAUUCUGCCAUGAAAUGAGCAACAUACUCAGAGGGUGGAAACCAACUAUUUUGCCCAGUGGUUACGUUCAUUCUCGUGUGGAGGAGUAUCAUCUGUGGGACUGUAAACAGCUGGGGGCAUUUUCACCUGGUGUGCUGCUCAACACGCUGCUCUAUUUCUUCUCCAAGUACUUCAACUACAAGACAGCAGAGCAGCACCGUCGCCUCUCUUUUGGCCACAUCAAACGCUACUCUCGAGGACAGGCCAACAACAAAGUGUCCUUCCUGCGUUUCUAUCCCCCAAAAGAGGAUGCAAGCACAGACGGUGUCCCUCUAAAGAAGAAGAAGAAGGAAGAUGAACGGCAAAGGGUGCUAAAAAUACGGCAGAAUUCAGACAAUCCCCUCCGCUGUCCUGUCAGGCUGUACGAGUUCUAUCUCUCAAAAUGUUCACCCGGCAUAAGACAUGACACAACCCAGUUUUACCUGAGCCCCGAGCGCUCAUGUGUACCCAGCAGUCCCACAUGGUUCUCAACCACCUCUCUGAGUGAUGAGGCUCUGGACAGCAUGCUCACACGUAUCCUUACUGUCAGAGAGCUGCACCUGGAGAGAGACAAAUCACCCAAUGAGACUGACUCCGACAGUGACUCGGACUUCACACCGUUUUAGUACCACAAUAAUGAAAAAACCUGAAUGUGUCCUGUGGGAUUUUGACUGUUGUUCUGAAUGCUGAAAAGCAAGUGGUUUGUCAUUUUUUCAUUUUCAAUCUUCUUUUAGUUACAAAGAAGUGCAGCAUUACAGUGGGAUUAUUGUAAGUCGCCACCUUUGUUUUAUAUUUAAACACUAAAGACACUGACAGCAUCAUUCCAAAAAAAGAUUUUGAAAUUGUUGUUUUUCAUUGCAAGCCAUGUUGGUCCAAAUAGAUGGAAUGUUCCUGAAAUUGACUCUUGAUUUCUUGUUUUUAUGGAUAAAAAAAGACUGAAACUGAUUCUGCAAGUCUUUCAUCUUUAUUGACUGAAAAAGAGAUACAAACAUCACCUUUUUACUUGCACAGAAACACUUGGUGCAUAAACCUACACAUUUUUUGU
This is a messenger RNA of Sinocyclocheilus grahami, 4956 nucleotides long. RefSeq names its product zinc finger MYM-type protein 4-like. The coding region runs from base 332 to 4537 and encodes 1401 amino acids. The record is from RefSeq and is a predicted model, not a curated record. Gene Ontology annotation, molecular function: zinc ion binding. NCBI's taxonomy places the organism in Eukaryota, Metazoa, Chordata, Actinopteri, Cypriniformes, Cyprinidae. The transcript has 27 exons.